UACACACCCACAAAAAUAGGAGACUCCAGCGGCCGUCGGGCGGCUGUUUACCGAGCAAGCAGAGUAGCAGUGAGGAAAGUGACAGCCACACGGGAGGCUCGGUGUAUGGUGAAAGACAGGUGAUUUCAGCUUCCACGGUCGCAUUUUAAAGCGUAAUGUUCACUCGAAGGGGGCAUGGAGACGUCAAGAAAUCUACACAGAAAGUUCUGGACCCAAAGAAGGAUGUGUUUACCCGGUUCAAACACCUCCGGACUCUGUUAGAUAUCAUUGACAAGAGUGAGUUGAAGACAUUCUUUGAGAGCAACAGUUCUCAGAUUUAUUUUAUCUUCUAUGAAAAUUUCAUUACACUGGAAAGCAACUUAAAACAAAAAGGGAACAAAUCUCAAAGGGAGGAGCUGGACUCUAUCCUCUUUAUUUUUGAAAAAAUCCUGCAGAAUCUGCCUGAGAAGCUCUACAACAGAUGGCAGUUUCACAGUAUAGGUUCUAUUCUCAAAAAGCUUCUGCACACUGGAAAUUCAUUCAAAAUUCGCUGUGAGGGGAUCCGUCUCUUCCUGCUGUGGCUGCAGGCCCUAAGGGACCACUGUGCAGAGGAGCAGUUCCUCAUCUUUGCCUGUCUGGUGCCAGGAUUCCCCGCUGUGCCCUCCUCCAGAGGGCCGUGCACCCUCGACACCAUCAUUUACAACCCUUUCUCCAACCCCCCAGAUGCCAAGGUGGUGCCUGAGGAGAUCACCCCACUGGUUCCAGCUGUGGCAGGUGAAAAAGCUGCAGAUGACCUGACCUGUUAUAUCCUAGAAAUACUGCUUAAGUACAUGGUCAUCCAGGCAUCCAGUUUAGAAUGGAAGAACAAAGAGAACCAGGACACAGGCUUCAGGUUUCUCUUCACCCUGUUCAAGAAGUACUACCUUCCACACUUAUUUCCCUCCUUCACCAAGCUCACAAACCUCUACAAGCCUUUAUUAGACCUCCCCCACCACAGACCAAAACCCUUGUAUGUGCCAGUGACACGGAACAAUGAGAGCACCUUCUGCACAAGGGAUCAGUACCUAGCACCUCGUGUGGCCUUCAUCACCUGGCUUGUCACUUUCUUCCUGGAGAAGAAGUACAUCAGCACUGCUGCUUCAGCGCAGAGCGCAAAGAACGGCACCGAGGUCAUUCCCAAACUCAUCCAGACUGUCACUGCAGGCAGUAGCAGCCAGGAGAAGGAUAAGACAUCAGAUGGGGACGCAAACGGACCAGCGGGGGAGCCUGAGAAGAGCCACUCCAACAGUAGCACCCUGUCAGAUCGACGAGCCAGCGAUUCCAGUUUGUGUAGCGUUGAGGAGGAGCACCGCCAUGUUUAUGACAUGGUGCAGUCCAUUCUGCUCUCCACCCGGGACAAUGUGAACUUCGUGAACGAGAUCUUCCACCAGGCUUUCUUGUUGCCAUCCUGUGAGGCUUCUGCAACCAGGAAGGUCAUCAAAGUGUACAGGAAGUGGCUCCUGCAGGAGAAACCCUCUUUCAUGGCAGAGCCCGACAGAACCGCUCGGGAAGAUGAAGUGGACGAAUGCUCCGAACAGAUUAUCAGCACCGAGACAAAUAACAUGCACGUGCAAAUGAUGGAGAGUCACAGUCACAAGCGGUCGUCCAGCUGGGGUAGGACCUACUCGUUCAGCAGUGCCAUCAAUCAGGGCUUCAUCACCGAGGAGGAGAACAGGAACAUCAAAGCCGGCAUCCAGCCAACACUACAGGUGUUUCUGACCAGUUCAUCCAACGUGUUUCUGUUGGAGCCAUGCCAGGAUGUACCAAAACUCCUGGAAAAUCAGGUUGAGGUGUGCAAGGGUGUUCUUAGCAUCUAUCGGCAUAUGAUCAUGGAGCACUCCAUGAAUACACAGACGUGGGAGCAGAUGUUGCAGGUACUACUGAGAAUCACAGAGGCUGUGAUGAAGAGGCCACAGGACAACCAAAGAAAAGACAGCUUUGCUGAAAGUUUAGCAUCUUUGCUUUUUAGGACCAUCAUUGUGGCGUGGGUACGAGCCAACCUGUGCGUAUUUAUCUCCCGGGAGCUUUGGGAUGAGCUGCUGGCAGUGCUGUCCUCUCUUACCUGCUGGGAGGAGCUGGUGACAGAAUGGGCCAGCAUCAUGGACUCGCUUACGGCUGUGCUGGCACGCUCCGUUUAUGGCCUGGACAUGGCCAACCUGCCUCUGGACAAACUCAGUGAACAGAAGGAGAAGAAGCAGAGAGGACGUGGAGUGAUCCAGGACUCUCAGAAGGCAGCAGCAGUUGCACGCUCAUUCUCCCUGAGCUGGAGGAAUCAUGGGGAACAGGGCGGGCCACCAGUACAGGAGCCCAUGAGGACUCGCUCAGCCACUACUUCAGGAGCACCGGGUGUGGAGAAGGCCCGGAACAAUGUCCGACAGAAGGCCUCUGCUAAGCGAAGCCAGUCCAUCAGCAACUGUGUUCAUCUAUACGAGGCUUUGCCCACUACUAAAAGUGUUCCUAUGCUGCUCCACACUGUGAGCUCUUUCUUGCCUGGUAUCUCUUCUGGUAACUCUGCUUGCUCUCACAGACUCUCAGAUGUGGAGGAGUGUCAGCUGUCAGAGUGUGGGGGAGAGGAGGAGCUGGGAGGCAGAGACAGUCCUCUGCCGCGUAGCAGCAGCACCUCAGACAUCACCCAACAGCUGUCUGAGACCUUACCAGUCCAGCAGAGAGAGUACUCGCCUACUUCCUGUGGUUCUGAUAGCAGGAUGUCUGAGGGCAGGACUGAGAGCAGUGAACCACCUGUGAUCCUCAUCCGACGGACCAGCAGCUCAGCUGAGACAGAGUGCAAUACUGAGGGACACGCAAACUACACGAGGCCCAAGCUCAGAGAGAAAAGUGAGAGUGUUAGUAGCGAGACGUCCAAUGGCUACCUCAAUGAAGCUGAAGUUACCUGGCAGGCGUUUGAUGAGGAAGCCGAUAAUCAGUCCACGCAGUCGGCACACAUGGACGUAACAGUUGAUCCUCAGAGCCAGGGGAGUCUGCUGCUCAGCCAUAAUGAAGCUUUAGCAGGUCCUGAGUGUGCUCUCCCUACCCACUCCGCAUCCCCGUCCUACCACCACAACCACCAAAACCACUACCACUACCCCCAGAAUCCCCCCGCUUCACCAGGCCUGCUGGUGCACACAGAGUGCCCACGGGAUUGCCCCCUGGACGACACCAUGCAUCAGUCUGUCUUACACAUGCCACACCACUUGGAUAGCAGUGAGUUUCUGGCUGAUGAUGUCAGCAUCAUUGCUGGUGGGACUCUGACUGGCUGGCAUGCUGAUUCAGCCUUCGUCCUGUGGAGGAGAAUUUUGGGUAUCUUGGGAGAUGUCAACAAUAUCCGCUGCCCCAAAAUCCAUGCCAAGGUCUUCUCCUAUCUCUAUGAGCUGUGGCACAAGCUGGCCAAGAUUCGGGACAAUCUUGGGAUUAGUGUGGACAACCAGUCUUCUCCGCCUCAACCUGCCUUCAUCCCACCUCUUCGAAUGCUUGCGUCCUGGCUUUUCAGGGGCACCAUGCUGCCUGCAGAGUACAAGGCUGGCAAACUGCAGGCCUUCAAGCUGAUCUGUGAGAUGAUGACCAGGCACCAGGAUGUGCUCCCCAACAGUGAUUUCCUGGUGCACCUUUACCACAUCAUGCACAAGGGCUUCAUGAGCGAUGACCCGGAUGUUUUGAACACCAUCAUCCGCUCCUGCUCUCCUCGAUUCUUCUUCCUCGGCCUGCCGGGCUUCACAAUGCUGAUUGGAGAUUUCAUCACUGCUGCUGCCUGCGUCCUCACCUCUGGCUCCUCAGAGGCUCCGAGGGUGGAAGCUCAGACGAUCCUGGGCUCCCUCGUGUGUUUCCCAAACCUCUACCUCCAGAUUCCUAUACUGCACCGUGUGCCUGGCUCUGAUGACAUCAGUGUGAGCAAUGAGGACAUCAAGAAUUACUUGGUCAACAUCCUGCUGGAGACGGCAACGAAGGAGCACUAUGAAGGGGCGAGGUGCAUUGCUGUGUGCAGCCUGGGUCUGUGGGUGUGUGAGGAGCUAAUGCAAAAGAACAUCCACCCCCAGGUUAAAGAUGCCAUCAAUGUUUUGGGAGUGACACUAAAGUUUGGGAACAAAGCAGUGGCGCAGGUAGCCUGUGACGUCUUUCAGCUGCUCAUCUCUCACUGGGAGCAUCUCCAGAGGUUGGAGCCCACAUUCCCAAAGAAAAUUAUUGAGAUCUUUGUGGCCACAAUAGCCUUUUUGUUGCCGAGCGCAGAGCACUCAACGGUGGAAGCGGACAAAAAGUUGAUGGUAUCGCUUCUGCUUUGCCUGUUGGACUGGUGCAUGGCUGUUCCCUUGAGUCUGCUGCUUGAGCCUAUCACCAUGCCGUCACUGGAGGACCACACAGCCCACAAGGCCCCGCUGCUGGACUACAUCUACAGGGUGCUGCACUGCUGUGUGGCUGGGUCCAACCUGCACACCCAGCAGAGCCACUAUCUGCUCACCCUGUCUGACUUGUCCAGUGACUAUGACCUCAUGCUGGGUCAGGUUAAGCGUUGCGAGCCAACCCCGUCACAGACACCCACCAUGGACUUAGGCAACCUACUCACUGUGGCUGAGGAAAAGCGGCGCCGAAACAUGGAGCUGAUCCCGCUGACAGCACGGAUGGUCAUGACACACCUUGUGAACCAUUUGGGCCAUCAUCCCCUGAGCGGCGGCCCCGCUCUCCUCCACAGCCUCGUGAGCGAAAAUCAUGACAACCCAUACGUGGAGUCUUCCGAGCUGUCCUCCGAGGUCUUCAAAAGCCCCAACCUGCAGCUUUUUGUCUUCAACGACAGCACGCUGGUGUCCUACCUGCAAAUCCCUGCCGAGACUCCCACCGUUGGAGAGUCCCUGCACACUUCCUCCCAAGUACGCGUCAUUGUCCGGGACAUCUCGGGCAAGUACUCGUGGGAUGGUGCCAUCCUCUACUGCACCGCACAUGAAGACUUUGAUGUGGGAGCCUUUAAACCAGUUGACCCUUCCCUUUCUGCAGCCACUGCAGUCAGCCACAGCAGCAACCCGCCCCCCUCCCCAGUAGCAGGACCGCACAAGCGUCAUUGCUCAGGCUCCGAUUGCCUCUCAAACUCUUGCGAGGAGGAUGAGUUUGAUGUUCUCGAUAAGCUUUUGGAGGACCUCGGACACAGCAGCCCAGAAUGUCUUCCCCAGCCACGACUUAAGCUUAACCAGCCGGCCGCAUCACCACACGGAAUGAACCUAGAGCAAGAGAACGCCAUCCUGGAAGCCAUUCAUCGUCAGACUCAGCAGGAGGAGGAGCAAGUGAGGAGGUGGGAGGCUGAUGUAAGCUUUCGGGCUGACUGCCAGAGCGAACCGUCCCACCAGGAACCAAAAGCUCCUUUUUACUUCUGCCGGCUGCUGCUUAAUGAUCUUGGGAUGAACUCUUGGGAUCGCAGGAAAAGCUUCCAUUUGCUGAAGAAAAACUCUAAACUCUUACGGGAACUGAAGAACUUGGACUCCAGGCAGUGCCGAGAGACGCACAAGAUUGCUGUGUUCUACAUUGGAGAAGGCCAAGAAGACAAGUGCUCCAUUUUGUCUAACAGCACAGGAAGCCAGGACUAUGAAGACUUUGUAUCUGGACUGGGAUGGGAGGUGGACCUAGCCACGCACUGUGGCUUUAUGGGCGGGCUCCAGAGGAAUGGCAGCACAGGUCUAACGGCUCCUUAUUAUGCUACCUCCACUGUGGAAGUUAUUUUCCACGUCUCAACGCGUAUGCCAUCUGAUUCUGAUGACUGCCUCACCAAAAAGCUGCGUCACCUGGGAAACGAUGAGGUGCACAUAGUGUGGUCCGAGCACACCAGGGACUACCGGCGCGGCAUCAUCCCAACUGACUUUGGAGAUGUGCUGAUAGUCAUCUACCCAAUGAAGAAACACAUGUAUUUCAUCCAGAUCAUGAAGAAACCACAGGUUCCCUUCUUUGGCCCUCUGUUUAAUGGCGCUAUCGUCACUGGAAUGCUGCUGCCAAGUUUAGUACGGGCUACCUGUAUCAAUGCCAGCAGAGCUGUCAAGUCCCGGCUGACUCUCUACCAGAGCUUCUAUGAGGAGCGGGCACUCUACUUGGAGGCCAUUGUUCAGAACCAUAGAGAGGUCAUGACCUUUGAAGACUUUGCCUCACAGGUUUUCUCCCCCUCCCCUGGAUAUCCAAUGAGUGGGACAGGGUCUUUCACCGGCAGCGGAAGCACCGAAGCCGGAAGCAUCACCACCACAACAACAGAUUCAGUCGACCAGGUGUCUCCCACCAUGCCCCGUGCCACAAAGAACAGAGUUUCCGGGAAACUCCGCCGAUCAGCCAGCGCUAUAAGCAAAUCCUCCAACUGAGCUCUUCAACCCAUCCCCCUCUUCCCCCUACCCGAGUGCCGCCUUCAGUCUUUUCUCGAAAAACCUCACAAACUCAGCCGAGACUGCAAGAAAUUACUUUGAUGUUUCGUUUUUUUUUUCCGUUUUUGUGACAUAUAAACAUUAACUGGAGCAUACGGCAAUUUUUAAUUUAAGUGGCGAUCAUUGAUUUCUUUGUCAGUACAUUUCACUUUGUUGUGGUGUUAACUGAGACAGGUGUGUACGUGAAAGUAAGCUAUUUAUGUUCGUUGGUUUCAGCAUAGGAGGCACCUGCAAUGAUUUUAUCCUCAUUUUCUAGAGCGCUCGCGUGCGCUAGAAAAACACUUAAAGUUCUUACUGUAGUAAGGUAAUGGGAGACUGUUUUACCCUGUUUCUGUAGUUCCUCUGUCCCAGCACUUCAUGUAACAAAGCACUGAUGACGCAGCUGUAAAUGACACCACGCUAAAACUGCACAAGAGUUUGGUAUCCAUUUAUAAAUAAGUCUGCCUUUUAUACCUCUGUUUGCAUCCGCCACAGCCUCUCUGUGUCAAAGAUACCAUUUCAGUUAGCGGCAGUGUGAUGCCGUCCCAUCCACGUUGGGGAAUGAUGUUCCUGCAGGGAAAAGCACCAAUGGAUGGGGAAAGCCUCCCCUGAAUGUUUCGCAUUCGCUGCACUAGUACACGGGAGUCCCUGCAGCAUGUGCAGCCAGAGGCUGUUUAAUUGUUUUGAACUCGGAGUGGACAAUCGAUGACGUCUUUCUAACUUGAGCUGAAAUGACAUUUGGGUUUCGUUUUUUUUACUACUCUAAUUUUCCUUUUUAAAUGAAUUCCAAUGGAUCGCGUCAUUAUUUGAUUUAUGCAACUGCGCUGGAAUGAGAAAACACUGCGUUUGUAAUUGUUUUCUGAUGUCGUUAACAUAGGCUCAUGUCCGGUAAUUAAAUAAGUUCCUCCUGUCUCUUUCCUCUGCUAUCAGUUUCCCUGUCCUGUAAAGCCGAGACAUCGACAUUCCAACAUUCCCAACACACGCAGACCACGGUCUUUGCACUCACUCUUGUCAGUUAACAUCAAAUGCUUCUUUGUUCUUGGAUGUAAAUUGCUUUAAAUAUUAUUUGUUGAUGUCAGUCUGUUGGAUGGACUGUUUGAAUUAUCUUUUGCGGUGUUGUGUGUUUGUGUGGUGUUUAAAGGAAAAAUGCCGCCAGAGCCUCAGGUAACUCCAUGCACUGGUGUGUGUGUGUGUGUGUGUGUGUGUGUGUGUGUGAGAGAGUGUGUUUCUGAGGGAGCUUCUCACAGUGCCUGUGUAAUGUCUGUCUUCUAAGAUGAUGUCCCACAUUAUUUCCACGCCCCACAAUCAAAUCUCAGCGUCCCGUCUCCUCCUCCUCCUCAGGAGUAAAAAAACAAAACAAAAAAAAGUCUCUUCCUCCCUCUGCGUCUCUCAAGUUCACGUCUCAUGAAAACAGCAACAGAUGUAUUUUUGCUCUUUAUUUAUUGGUGGUGUGCUGCCACCUUCUUUGUGUCAGUGGCAUCCAUUCGUCCUCUUUCCCAUGAUCCUCUUCCCAUGUCAUGGCCUCCUGAGGCCACGGGAGGGGAUGGCGGUGGGGAGGAGGAGGGGGCUGGGUUUAGGUGGCAUGCCAGAGCUGAACUCUUAACAGCCCUCCUAGCAACAGCCAGCCCGCCUCUCGCACUCCUCCAACCUGCCAGCUCGAGUUGUCAUGGUAGCCAGGUGUCCCCCGCCUCCCCUCCCUCCCACUCACCCACUCACUCGCAAACAUACUCACUCACAUAAACACACUAUAGACUCUCACCCUCUGAGGGCUCCACCUAAGCUGCAACACUAUCCCCCAUCUGUUGCACUACUAUGCCUUACUUUCCCUGCGUUCCUCUGUCGGUUUCUCCACAUCUCACCUCCUGUUGGUCCGUUCCCCGAGCAGGAUGUGAGGAAUCCCCGCAGCAGGAGGAGGACUGACAGAUCUGUGCUCUCUUUAUUUUAUGUGUUGUCAUUUUUGAGGAAUGUAUAGAUAUAUAGGCCUGGAUCACAUCUAUGGUUUUAAUUUUCCCCAAAGCCACUUGAAGGAACUGACCAUGAUGUUGAUCCAAAGAUUGUAGCUUAUAGAAUAUGUCUGUUAAAGGAGGGCUCGCGCCUUCCUUUCGGAGGAUUAGUCACUGGAGGUGUUAGUUCGGACCAAGAUUGUGUGUCUUAUACGCGUGAAGAAAUUGAGAUAGUCGUAGUUUUAGUUAUUUUCUCCUUCUCGUUUUAGAAAUCCUUGUACAUUGUGUCAAAUUUGAGGGCUUCAUUGCCCUCAGGAUAUAAAUAUAUUAAUGCCUGUAAUAUAAUCUUUGUAUAAGAGGGGGGAAAAGCUUGAAACUUUCAUCAUUACUUGUCAACAUAUCAAACUGUUUUUAAUGACCGAAGUCCUGCUAUCUUUAUUAGAAAUGUGAAAACUGAAACAUUUCAUUAAAUCAAUUUGAAAUUCUA
Maylandia zebra (zebra mbuna) is the source of this 8807-nucleotide messenger RNA. RefSeq names its product Ral GTPase activating protein catalytic subunit alpha 2 (gene ralgapa2). Gene Ontology annotation, molecular function: GTPase activator activity. Gene Ontology annotation, cellular component: nucleus; cytoplasm. Gene Ontology annotation, biological process: regulation of small GTPase mediated signal transduction; positive regulation of GTPase activity. The record is from RefSeq and is a predicted model, not a curated record. Lineage: Eukaryota; Metazoa; Chordata; Actinopteri; Cichliformes; Cichlidae.